Xenia sp. Carnegie-2017 is the source of this 990-nucleotide messenger RNA. RefSeq lists its product as uncharacterized. The transcript has 5 exons. The coding region runs from base 13 to 990 and encodes 325 amino acids. Lineage: Eukaryota; Metazoa; Cnidaria; Anthozoa; Malacalcyonacea; Xeniidae. The record is from RefSeq and is a predicted model, not a curated record.
GCAACAGAUGAAAUGAUGCUUGAAAAUUUACUAAAAGAUGUUGAACAAUUAGUUACGAAAAAGGAAUUUGAAGUCGAUCAAGGGCAAGCGUGCAAUCCUGAAGAAGUCGAAGCUGCCAACAUACAGUUGAUAAAAAUUCAAAAAUGUUUGACCGAAAAGCACUUCAAGAAUCAAUCGAACAGGAAAGUUAUUCUGUCUGAUGCGACUGACAGUCAAACACUUUCUAUGGAAAAAAGGAAGGCCGUUGUUGAUUUGGCGAGAAAACAACGAAAUCUGCUAGAAGUUUUCAAGAAGUAUAAAAGUUUAAGUGAAAGAGUGAGGUCAAUCAGCAGUAAGAAAAUUGGUCCGUGCACUUUGUCAAAUACGAGGCGUAAAACUUUAUUUCAUGCAAACGUUCAAAACGAUAUCACUCUUACUUGUACGCCAUCCUCUGAGUCUAAUCAGUUUCAUUUAUCCGAGGACGCUAAUUCAAAGCUGUCACUCGAGGCUCUUGUUGGAAGAGGAAUACUAAAAGCUGGAAAGAAUGUUCUUUCAACUGCAUCAGAGGGAAGACUUUACUCGGCCUCGUUGUCCGACAAUGGACGCAUCAUUUCAACUGGAGGCGAAGGAUUCAAAUCACCAAGAAGUUGGAUUAAAGCGAUUUGCGGAAGCAAACGCAAGGUGAAAAACGACGUCGCAUGGAAAAUGGUGUUGUACAAAAACAAGCCAUUGCUCGAGUACGCAUUAACAACCGUUGCGCCAGAAACAUUUGAAACCGCGACAACAGCACAAGCAACAAGUUCAACAGAAAAUAAUCGACGUAAAUCAUGUAAAGAAGUGAUCACAACAGCCGAAGGACUCAAAAGUCUACUGAAAAACUGUCGUGUAACAGGAAUAGAUAAGAAUGAAAUUCUAUCUGUUCCAGUAGAGAUGCAAGGAGACUUUUGGGAUAAUGACGAAUUCGAGUUGAUGAAUGUUGAUGUUUUAAACGAUCGUCAAAUCAAGGAUUAG